CAUUUCUUCUCGCGUUAGCUGGCAACAGUAGAGAACUAGUCUUGGACUGAACACAGUUGUUGGUCUGGUUGUACGAAGCAGAAGUUGCUUGAGAUGUUGCAACUCUUCAGGCGUGGAAUUUUUGGAGGGGUUUUCCCACAAAGAGCCUUGACAAAGCUCAUCUUUAUCAACUCACGGUUUGGACGUCCUGUACUUCAGAGCUUACACAUAAAAGUUGGAGACAAGGCUGAAAUUGCCAAAGCUUUUACCCAGGAUGAUGUUAUUACAUUUUCUCAUUUAACAGGUGACACAAAUCCUUUGCAUUUAAAUGAAGAUUUUGCAAAGCAGUCUAGGUUUGGGAGAAUUGUUGUACAUGGAGUUUUGAUCAAUGGACUUAUUUCUGCGGUUCUGGGUACUAAAAUGCCAGGUCAAGGAUGUAUAUUUCUUUCUCAGGAGAUCCGAUUCCCAGCUCCUUUGUAUCCUGGUGAGGAGGUUGUAGCUGGAGCAGAAGUGCAACACCUGAAGGGUUCUAUUGCUCACAUUUCGGUGUCCUGUAAAGUCAAAGACAGUGCAAAGACUGUUAUGGAGGGGAUGGUGAAAGUCAUGGUGCCAGACCGUCAGAGCUGUUGAUCCUGUGCUUCUCUACUAUAAAGGCCACAAAUGUACAGUU
Molecule: messenger RNA, 649 nt
Organism: Strigops habroptila (Kakapo)
Lineage: Eukaryota; Metazoa; Chordata; Aves; Psittaciformes; Psittacidae
Gene: HTD2
Product: hydroxyacyl-thioester dehydratase type 2
Exons: 1
Coding region: 94-609 (171 amino acids)
Source: RefSeq, a predicted model, not a curated record